Paraglomus occultum is the source of this 1029-nucleotide messenger RNA. The record is from the annotation of a GenBank genome assembly. Lineage: Eukaryota; Fungi; Glomeromycota; Glomeromycetes; Paraglomerales; Paraglomeraceae.
AUGCCUAAAUCCAAGACUACAUCCAAACAAAAUUCAAAUUUUGUUUCUCCGCCUUCUCCCUCACCUUCUCUUGUUUCUAAACCAAUUAUUAUCCCUUGUCCACCUCAACUGCGUCCCGAAGAUCUUGUUUCAGAGCAUUGUCGCCGCAAAGAUCCUUCAAAACCUUGCAACGCAUUCAUUAUUUUUCGCCGUGAAUUUGUCAAGCACCUUCACGAAAAUGGAACCUAUCCUCGUAUGGUGAAGGUUAGUCAAUUGGCUGGAGAUGCAUGGAGAGCUCAACCUCUUAGUGUGAAGAAAGAGUAUAAGAAAAUUGCAGAAAAGACGGCCGCUUUAGUAAUGGAAGUUCGAAGACAGACAGCAUGUUUAUGCGAUAAGAAUUGGAGACCGUACAAGAACAAGAAAAGAGAGAAUAAUAAUGCUACUACUAAACCUACAAACGACGAGCAACACGAGCAUAAAAAUAAAUCAAACCCAAUUUAUGCGAAAAACAUGACUUACGACACUGAAAUCUGCUUCAAAGAUGCACCGAUAACUCGACCUUCACCAACGUCCACAUUCUCCAGUUCCAUGCCUCCUCAUUUUCAGUCUCGCCCUUUAAUUGUAUUACACGAAAACCCACAAGAUGAAUACAAAUCUAGCGACCAUCAGAUCUCUAAUUGGAAUAUGUCUCCAGUAGCAUCCUCCCCAACAGUAACGGCACCCGUCAAUCCGCCAAUUACAGUUUUCGCGCCGCAAUCGUCAACAUCACCAUUUCUUUCUAAUACAUAUUUGCCUACUUUUCCUCCCGAGCCAUAUAAUUCGAUUCCACCAUUUGUACCCACCCAAUCUGCGAAUUCGUUUUCAGAUGUUAAUAAUACGGACUAUUUGGAGAAUAUCGAGAUGACGUUGAGUGAACAUAGAUAUAUGGAAACGCCAAAUAUGUCAGCACACGACUUUUUGAUAUUAACUCUGGAUAAUGAUAUCAGAUAUGACCAGAUCUUUGUGGACAAUGAUGCUUUCGGAGUUAAUAUCAAUACGUUUGGAGUUUGA